AUGGCAAAGUGUGAAGCAUGCGGCCGCUACCUUUCGGUGACAGAUGGCGCUACCUGUGGCAAAUGUGAUGCCACAUAUCAUCGAGGCUGCCUUAACUUAUCUGAAAAGACAAAGAUAUCAACUUCCUGGAUGUGCCCAACUUGUAAGAGUAAAGUUCCUCGUGCUGGGGACAAUUCUAAUACACCGGUAAAGUGUCAGGAUGUUGGAGAUAAUAGUCCCGUCUACAAAGACAUUGACAUAGGCCUAGAAAUACGCCUGUUACGUAAUGAGCUCAGUGAAAUGCGCAAUGAGCUGAAGGAUAUCAGGGACAAUUUCGCCAUGUUAAGGGAUACAAUGCUCGUGUGUAAUAAAAAUUUGGAAGAAAUUGACACUAGGGUCACCAAGUUGGAGAACCGAAUGGAAGAACGUGAGCACAAAUGUAAGUCCAUGGAGCUUGAGAACACAAUAGCAGAAUUAAGGAUCCAACUAAGCGAGAGGGAUCAGGAUCUGUUAGCCAAUGACUUAGAAAUCUCAGGUCUACCGGAACAAAAGGGGGGAAGUAGCGAUUAA
Parnassius apollo (apollo) is the source of this 549-nucleotide messenger RNA. Lineage: Eukaryota; Metazoa; Arthropoda; Insecta; Lepidoptera; Papilionidae. The record is from the annotation of a GenBank genome assembly.